This is a messenger RNA of Cavenderia fasciculata, 2514 nucleotides long. RefSeq names its product tetratricopeptide repeat domain 27 (gene ttc27). Bases 1 to 2514 code for a protein of 837 amino acids. Gene Ontology annotation, molecular function: protein binding. The transcript has 2 exons. The record is from RefSeq and is a predicted model, not a curated record. NCBI's taxonomy places the organism in Eukaryota, Evosea, Eumycetozoa, Acytosteliales, Cavenderiaceae.
AUGGUAGCAUAUAAUAUAGAAGAUGUAGAUCAAUGGGUGAUUGAUAACAAUAUAGAUAAAAUAGACGAGUUGUACAACAAAUAUUGUAAAGAUCAAUCAUCGGAUGACUUGCAAGACAUUGAUCUAAAGAAUGAUAUCAUCCGAAUGGCACAUAGAAUAUUACAUGCCGAUCUAUAUAAAUCAAUUACAUCGUCUCCUUUUAUCAAGAGUUUGAUCGGGUUGGAAGAGUUUCAAUCUAAUCCAAACUUGACUGCUGAGGGUAAGAAUAAUAAUAAUCAUUCUUUUGAAAGUAAGAUUGAUAAUUUAACAUUGGAUGGACACCCAUUGGCUGUAUUAUUGACGGGUGUUACACUAUUGAAUUUGUUUGUACAAAUCAAUUGGACUGGACCGACAGUAUCGAUAAAGUCGGGAUUGGAUCUUGACAAUAGAUUGUUCAAGGCUGUCAAAUCGAUUUUGGAAGUGGAUGGUGAACCAGUCUAUACAAAGGUUAAACACCCAUUCCUUUUGGUGUUGGCACGUAUCUGUUUGGUGGAGCAAUACUCUUAUUUGGCUGAUGUGCGAUCGGCAUGUUGGUGGUCAUCACGUUGCAUGAUGAUUCAUCAACGUUCAUUGUCCAACCCAACACCAACCAUCAAGACAUUGGUCAACGAAAGAUUCCAAUUUGUGUCUCGGUCGUUUGCCAAUGUCGCCGACAAUGAAAAGAACCAAAAUGUGAUUGAUAUGGCUGUACAGGCAAAACUCGAGCAGUCACUCUGCUACCACUACUACCGUCAACUCAACAAGACCAAGGAUUCACUUGCCGAAGCAUGUGACAUCUCGGGUCUCUCGGUUUCAUUGACCGGUGCACUCGGACGUAGAACACGUUAUCAAACAUUUGAUACUGCUCAAUUGAUUCUAGAUAUCAAGAGUGCACGUGAACGUACCGAACAAGAUAACGACAAGAUGCAAGUAGAUCAAAAGGAAAAGGAUUCAUCGGCCGGAGUAUUUGACGAGAAUCAUAAAUUCCAAGGUGAAGUGACCAACGAUGAUAUCACUCUAUUGUCACGUCCAAAGCUUAAAGAUGCCGAGCAUGAUAUGCGUAGUUUGAGAACCAUCGAUCAAGCCAUUCUCAACACUCUUUGUCUCAACAUUAAAAAUCAAAAUCCAAACAUUGGUUUGACCACCGAAGAGAUGAUGCCAUACAUGCACAAGGUUCUCCAACGUUCCAACAAUUGGAUGGUUCAUUCACAAGGUUUGUUGAUAAAGUCUCGUUUGGAAACGAUUAGUAGCAAGACUGUUGAGCGUGCAGCACUCCAAGUACAGGCUUUGGUCGAUCAAUACGACGAUCCAACCAGUACCGCUGCCGAGCGUCUCCGUUACAUCUAUGCAACAGACUACCCAUCUAGAUGGGACUUGGAAAAAGAGGUUGGAGAACGUUUUGUUUCGAUUGGUGCUGCUGCCACUGCCUUUGACAUUUUCGAGCGUCUUGAAAUGUGGUCCGACGCUAUCAGAUGUCUCACAUUUAUGGGCAAACAUGCUCGUUCUGAAGAGUUGAUUCUCCAGCGUCUCGAAAUCGAACCAACCCCCGAGUUGUGGUGUGUCCUCGCCGACGUUCGAGACCAACCCGAACACUACAUCACUGCCUGGGAGUUGUCCAAGCGUAGAUACUCUCGUGCACAACGUUCAUUGGGACACUACUAUAUUCGAAAGGAAAAGUGGGACGAAGCAAUCGAUGCCUAUACCCUAGCCCUUGCCAUCAACCCUCUCUUCCCAGGCAGUUGGUUCUCACUUGGUUGUGCAAGUAUGCGUGUAGAAAAGUGGGACGUGUCAGUCAAUGCAUUCUCUCGUACCAUUGCCCUCGAACCAGAGGAAGGAGAAGCCUAUGGUAAUUUGGCAUCAAUCUAUAUGCGUCAAGGAAAGUUGGACAAGGCAUUUGCCGCUCUCCAAGAAGGUAUCAAACAUCGUCGCGAGAAUUGGAAGAUGUGGGAAAACUAUUUGCACGUAUGCAUGGGUCUCAAAGACUACCAAAACGCCUGUUUGGCCACACUCAGUAUUUUUGAUUUGGCAGAGAAGCGUAUCAACCUUCACAUUGUUCAAACCAUUGCCAACUUUGUCAUUGAAGAUUCUGUCGAUCGUUCUGGAUUCAAUGGUCGUCGUUUUGAAUCUGUUGUCACAGACAUGUGUGACAAACUGACCGCCAAACUCACCAAUAGCCCCGAUCUCUGGGCACUCUGCUCUGACUAUCAUUUCCGUCUUGGUCAUUUGGACAGAGCCAUCGAUCUUCAACAACGUGCCUGUCGUACCGCCGAAAGUGAACAAUGGGAAAACAGUAAAGAUAGUUUUGAACGUGUCGUCAAACAUCAACAAGUACUCGUCAAUCUCUAUCUCAAACAAGACCCAAUCGUCAGUGAAAAUAUUUAUUCCUCAACCCUUAAAAUUAAAUCUUUACUUAAAAAGGUUGAAUUUACUUAUAGCAACACCGAACCAUUUAAAUUAUUAUUAGAAUUACAAUCAAUUUUAGAAAAUCAUAAAUAA